Molecule: messenger RNA, 4693 nt
Organism: Brassica napus (rape)
Lineage: Eukaryota; Viridiplantae; Streptophyta; Magnoliopsida; Brassicales; Brassicaceae
Product: auxin response factor 7
Exons: 13
Coding region: 977-4537 (1186 amino acids)
Biological process (GO): regulation of DNA-templated transcription; response to hormone
Cellular component (GO): nucleus
Molecular function (GO): protein binding; DNA binding
Source: RefSeq, a predicted model, not a curated record
UUGAUAACCAGGACGUCAUCUUCAAAAACAUCAUAAAUGGUGUGGCUCUAUAUCUUUCCAUAUCUUCAGAACAUUAUAGAUAUAUAGUCAAACUCUUAUUCAUUCUUACAUCUUCUCAAAUGUUAUGCCAUUAUUAACUACAUGUUUAUUAACUACAUGUUACAAUAAAUUAUACACCAAUAAUAAAAUUAUAAUGAAAAGUUUUAACUUUUCCAGAAAACCAACAAUAAUAAAAUUUAAUUUUCUUGUUUUUUUCCAAAUAAAGAUUUUAUUUAUUGUACAAAUAGUGUUAAGAAGUUGAAUAGUGGCCAGUUUGCUAGUAAAUAUGUCGGCUCGGUAGCAUUAUUAAAAUAAAUAAAUAUCCCGAAAAUUAAGAGAAAAAAAGGCAAAUAAGGAGAGAAAAAAGCUAGACCUGGUGCUUUUUUGCAGACCUUUUGGGGUAGUAGUUGUCCUGGUCGCUGAUCACCAUCAUCUCUUUCCGACAACAACUCUGAUGUUCUUUCUCUCCCGUGUGAGCUAGCUCUCUGUCAUAAAAAAAUCUCUCCUGUUCCACUCGAUCUUCUUCCUUCCUUCUGAAAAAAAACGGAAUCUUUCUUUCGUUUUUUUUUCUCUCGGUCUUGUGACUUUAUUAUUAUUGGUGGCCUCUCCGAAGAUUCCGCUUGUGAAAAAAGAGUCGUGCUUUUGAUCUCUCCCUGAGAUUCCGAUAAACUGGUGGCUGUGUCUGAAGUACAAAGCAGAGAUCUUGGAGUCAACAUUUCAGAUUACUCAUUAAAAGAAACGAUUUUUAUUGUUUCUUUCUGCGCUGACUUGGAUUGUGAAGAGUGGAAGUAGAAACCAGUUGAUUUCGUUUGGCUUGUGGUAUAGAGAAAGUUUAAGGUCAAUGAUGAAGAUGCAGCUUUAAACACAAAGGUCUCAGCUUUGUGUAACCUCAGAUUCAGGUUGUUAUUGGGUUCAGGAGUAAAAGUUUUCAGUAAUCAUGAAAGCUCCUUCAUCAAAUGGAGUUUCUCCAAAUCCCCUGGAAGGAGAAAGGAGAAAUAUAAACUCAGAGUUAUGGCACGCUUGUGCUGGGCCACUGAUAUCGUUGCCUCCAGCGGGAAGUCUUGUUGUUUACUUUCCUCAAGGUCACAGUGAGCAAGUCGCGGCUUCAAUGCAGAAGCAGACUGAUUUCAUACCAAGCUACCCAAAUCUUCCUUCUAAGCUCAUUUGCAUGCUCCAGAAUGUUACAUUGAAUGCUGAUCCUGAGACGGAGGAGGUCUACGCGCAGAUGACUCUUCAGCCAGUAAAUAAAUAUGACAGAGAUGCAUUGCUUGCCUCUGACAUGGGUCUUAAGAUAAACAGACAGCCUAAUGAAUUUUUCUGCAAAACCCUCACGGCGAGUGACACAAGCACUCACGGUGGAUUCUCUGUACCACGCCGAGCAGCUGAGAAAAUCUUCCCUGCUCUGGAUUUUUCGAUGCAACCACCUUGUCAAGAGCUUGUUGCUAAGGACAUUCACGACAAUACAUGGACUUUCAGACAUAUUUUUCGAGGUCAACCAAAAAGGCACCUGCUAACCACAGGCUGGAGUGUAUUUGUCAGCACUAAAAGGCUCUUUGCUGGGGACUCAGUUCUUUUUGUAAGAGAUGGAAAGGGGCAACUUCUGUUGGGUAUAAGACGUGCAAAUAGACAACAACCUGCGCUUUCUUCAUCUGUAAUAUCUAGCGAUAGCAUGCACAUUGGAGUUCUUGCUGCUGCAGCUCAUGCUAAUGCUAAUAACAGUCCUUUCACCAUUUUCUACAACCCGAGGGCUGCUCCUGCUGAGUUUGUGGUUCCUUUAGCCAAGUAUACCAAAGCUAUGUACGCUCAGGUUUCACUAGGUAUGCGGUUUAGGAUGAUAUUUGAGACAGAAGAGUGCGGAGUUCGGAGGUAUAUGGGUACAGUUACUGGUAUCAGUGAUCUUGAUCCUGUGAGAUGGAAAAACUCUCAGUGGAGGAAUCUUCAGAUUGGAUGGGAUGAGUCAGCUGCUGGUGAUAGGCCAAGUCGAGUUUCAGUUUGGGACAUUGAACCGGUUUUAACUCCUUUCUACAUAUGUCCUCCUCCAUUUUUCCGACCUCGGUUUGCUGGGCAACCCGGAAUGCCAGAUGAUGGGACUGACAUGGAGUGUGCGUUGAAGAGAGCAAUGCCGUGGCUUGACAAUGGCUUGGAGAUGAAGGACCCUUCCAGUACGAUAUUUCCUGGUCUGAGUUUAGUUCAGUGGAUGAGUAUGCAACAGCAGAACGGCGGCCAGGUACCUUCUUCUGCUGGUUUCUUCCCGUCGAUGGUCUCUCCAACGGCGGCUAUGCACAACAGUCUCGGCGGAGCGGAUGAUCAAUCAAAGUUAGUGAGCUUUCAGACGCCUCCAGGGGGGAUUUCCUCAUCAAACCUUCAGUUUAACAAACCGAAUCUGCAAGGGGCAAUGUCCCAGUUACCUCAGCCGCCAACUACGUUGUCUCAACAACAGCAGCUCCAGCAGUUGUUGCACUCCUCUUUGAACCAUCAGCAAUCACAGCCUCAGCAACAACCACAAUCGCAUCAGCAGCAGCAACAGCAACCACAAUCACUGCAUCAGCAGCAACAACAACAAUCACUGCUGCUGCAGCAGCAGCAACAACAACAACAAUCUCUGCAGCAACACCAUCAACAACAGCUUCAGCAACACCAUCAACAACCGCUACAGCAACAGACUCAGCAGCAGCAGCUACAACAACAGCAGCAGCAGUUAAGAGCGCAGCAACUGCAAUCUCAUACGCACCCACAGCCACAACAAUCUCCUCCGCACCCACAGCCACAGUCACAUCCACAACAGCUACAGCCACAUAAGCUGCAGCAAUUUCAGCUUCCGCAGAAUCAGCUUUAUAAUGGUCAACCAGCAGUGCAGCAACGUCAGUCACAACAAGCAUCUAUGCAUCAUUUGCAAUCCCAAGUAGUUUCGGGAUCAAUAGCAAGCAGUGUCAUCGCGCCUCCGUCUAGCUCCCUUAAUCAAAGCUUUCAACAGCAACAACAACAGUCUACGCAGCUUCAACACACACAUCGCCAUAUAGGUGCUAGCACUAGCCAGAGUAGUGUAAUUGAAACCAGCAAGUCUUCAUCUAAUCUGAUGUCCAUACCACCGCAAGACACACAGUUUUCACGACAAAUGGAACAGCAGCAGCCUCCUGGUCUUGUCCAGGGACACAAUCCGCAACAGCAGAAAACUCAACAGUCACAGGUUCAACAAAUAUUCCAGCAGAGUCUCUUGGAACAACCCCAUUUACAGUUUCAGCUGUUGCAGAGGUUACAACAGCAACAGCAGCAGCAAUUUCUUUCUCCAGGAAGCUCGAGUUUACCUUCUCAGUUACUCCACCAACAGCUGCAAAGCCAGCAGUUUCCGCAGCUACCUUCUCCCUCUCAAGUUCAGCAGUUUCCAUCGUCCUGCACCAACACUGGCUUACCCUCGUUGCAACCACCUCAAACGCUGGUGAGCCGGCCUCAGGACAAACAAAACCCACCGGUUGGAGGAGGGGCCAAAGCUUAUUCAGGCAUCACAGAUGGAGGAGAUGCACCUUCCUCUUCAACCUCGCCUUCCACCAACAACUGUCAGAUCUCUUCUUCAACCUUCCUCAACAGAAGCCAAAGCGGGCCAGCGAUCUUGAUACCUGAUCCAGCUGCUGAUAUGUCUGGUAGUCUUGUCCAGGAUCUUUACAGCAAAUCGGACAUGCGGCUGAAACAUGAACUCGUGAGUCAGCAAAAGCCCAAAGCUAGUUUAACAGAUCAUCAACUAGAAGCGUCUGCCUCUGGAACUUCUUAUGGUUUAGAUGGCGGGGAAAACAACAGACAACAGAAUUUCUUGUCUCCAAACUUUGGUCUGGACGGUGAUUCCAGAAACAGCUUGUUUGGAGGAGGAGCCAAUGUGGAGAAUGGCUUCGUACCUGACACGUUGCUCUCGAGGGGAUACGACUCCCAGAAAGAUCUGCAGAACAUGCUUUCAAACUAUGGAGGAGUGACCAAUGACAUUGGUACAGAGAUGUCUACUUCAGCUGUGAGAACCCAAUCUUUUGGUAUCCCUAAUGUGCCUGCCAUUUCAAACGAUCUAGCUGUCAACGAUGCUGGAGUUCUUGGUGGCGGAUUGUGGCCAACUCAGACUCAACGGAUGCGGACUUAUACAAAGGUGCAAAAGCGAGGUUCAGUGGGGAGAUCAAUAGACGUCAACCGCUACAGAGGUUACGAUGAGCUGAGGCAUGACCUUGCACGGAUGUUUGGGAUCGAAGGACAGCUUGAAGAUCCUCUAACAUCAGACUGGAAACUUGUCUACGUAGAUCAUGAAAACGACAUACUUCUUGUUGGUGAUGAUCCGUGGGAGGAAUUUGUAAAUUGUGUUCAGAGCAUAAAGAUCCUCUCAUCAGCUGAGGUUCAACAGAUGAGCUUAGACGGGAACUUUGCAGGUUUACCAGCUACUAAUCAAGCUUGUAGUGGCGGUGACAAUGGUAAUGGUUGGAGAGGUCAGUAUGAUGAUAACUCAGCCACCUCGUUUAACCGGUGAAGGCAGAUGAACAUCUCUCACAGACGGAUUCUUUUCUCUUUUGUAAUAUAUUGCUUCCUCUGUUUGAUAACAUGUUUCAAGUUUCCACUGGGCCCUGUAGAGCAUUUACCCUGUACAAUAUAUCUUCUUCAACUAAGUUUACACGAAGAUUUUAUU